AUGAGUGAGGUUCAGAUUUUAAGUUUAAGUGGUAAUAGGUUAUCUGAUACCAUUCCAGAGUGUGUUGGGAAUUGCAGUAAAUUGCGACAACUUUUUUUGGAUGAUAACAAUCUAGUGGGUGUUUUACCAGAGAGUCUAAACAUUGAAAAUCUUGUUUUUUUGAAUGUUAGCAAUAACGAUCUUAAUGGUAGCAUCCCUUUGGGUUCUAGAAACUGUAAGAAUUUGAUUGUUUUGCUUUUGUCACACAACAAUUUUAGUGGGGAGACUCCACCAGGUUUGGGGAAUUGCAGUAGCUUAGCAAUUCUUGGCCUUUUUGAAAAUCGUUUUUCUGGGAAAAUUCCACCAGAAUUAGGGAAGGUAAAGUCCUUGGUAUUCUUACUGUUACAAGCAAACCAACUUGAAGGUAGAAUUCCAGCUGAGCUAGGCCUACUUGAAGAGCUCUCUAGUCUUGACCUUUCUGAAAAUCGUUUGUCUGGGAAAAUUCCACCAGAAUUAGGGAAGUGCGAGUCCUUGAAAAUAUUGAGCUUAUAUAAGAACCAACUUGAAGGUAAAAUACCAGAUGAGCUAGGAAUGCUGAGUGAUUUACGUUAUCUUAAACUGUCUUUCAACAAUCUAUCAGGUGAGAUUCCACAUAUUGUAGCUUAG
This is a messenger RNA of Mangifera indica (mango), 645 nucleotides long. Its product is annotated as receptor-like protein kinase. Gene Ontology annotation, molecular function: protein binding. Bases 1 to 645 code for a protein of 214 amino acids. The record is from RefSeq and is a predicted model, not a curated record. The transcript has a single exon. Lineage: Eukaryota; Viridiplantae; Streptophyta; Magnoliopsida; Sapindales; Anacardiaceae.